CGCUUGCUUUCUCGCCAUGUCUGGCUCUUCUAGUGUCGUCGCUAUGAAGAAAGUGGUUCAGCAGCUUCGACUGGAAGCUGGGCUCAACCGCGUGAAGGUUUCCCAGGCAGCUGCAGAUUUGAAACAAUUCUGUCUGCAGAAUGCUCAACAUGACCCCUUGCUGACUGGAGUAUCUUCAAGUACAAAUCCUUUUAGACCCCAGAAAGUCUGUUCAUUUUUGUAGUAAAAUGAAUCUUCCAAAGGUUUCCUAAACCACUCUUAAGAACCAGUGAAUAUUCAAAGGAGAGCUAAAAUAUGAAACUUGUACAAAAGCUUAUCCCUACAACAUAUGUGCCAUACUCUACAGAUUUCUACUUUUGUCAGUUCUUAACAUCUACCUCUCUGAAUUUUCAUGAGUUUCUAUUUCACAAGGGUAGUAAUUAUUUUAUAUACACUGGUAGCUGCAUAUAAUAAAGUCCUUGGUAUAAAA
This is a messenger RNA of Elephantulus edwardii (Cape elephant shrew), 469 nucleotides long. RefSeq names its product guanine nucleotide binding protein (G protein), gamma 5 (gene GNG5). Gene Ontology annotation, cellular component: heterotrimeric G-protein complex. The transcript has 3 exons. Gene Ontology annotation, molecular function: G-protein beta-subunit binding. Gene Ontology annotation, biological process: G protein-coupled receptor signaling pathway. NCBI's taxonomy places the organism in Eukaryota, Metazoa, Chordata, Mammalia, Macroscelidea, Macroscelididae. The coding region runs from base 17 to 223 and encodes 68 amino acids. The record is from RefSeq and is a predicted model, not a curated record.